Molecule: messenger RNA, 530 nt
Organism: Aspergillus homomorphus CBS 101889
Lineage: Eukaryota; Fungi; Ascomycota; Eurotiomycetes; Eurotiales; Aspergillaceae
Exons: 1
Coding region: 133-447 (104 amino acids)
Source: RefSeq, a predicted model, not a curated record
GAUACUUGAGGGGAUCAUGUUUGCCUAACUUCUCGAAACGACUGACGAGGUAGGCAGUCUAUAGCUGCCUGAAGACCUCCAUGAUGAGAUCCGGGGAUGUGUCUUGCUCUGAGCUAUUUAAUAUUUGAUGCUAUGGCGUCGAGGGAGAGCGAGAGAGAGAGAGAGAGGGAGGGCGAGAAAAGUACCAUGCAUCCACGCAUUCCCGUCUGCGCUUGUCCCGUUGGACUAAUGAGCUCAUCUUCUGCGAACAGCUGUUGUGUGACGCUUACCUUUGCCUUCGUCUGGUUCACCAGAAAAGUACGGAGUACUUCACUCACCCCGGUUCGAUUUCCUGCUGUCAGUACCGGGGACUUCCUUAGCCAACGCUGCCAAGUAAUACAGAAAUGGAGACCGAGGGAGAGGAGAGGGGGAAAGGUUUCAGAUCGCGCUGCAGAUGAGCCUCGAUGAAACCAGAUUCACGAAUCCCAGCCCUCACUCAUACCAUCCUGACCGGCGAGUUUGGUUUCUUUUCGCGAGCGUUGGGCUAUUGU